CGCCCCGCCUUCUCCGCUCCGCCGCCGCCUCGCGGGCCGGGCAGGGAGGGGCCGGGCAGGCGGAGCCGGCGGCCCAGGCUCCCGGCCCCGCGUGGCUCCCGGGCCGGAGCGCGGACCGGCGCCAGGAUCGGGCGGCGCUGGGGGUCUGACGGGCAGACAUGCCGGUGCUGUCGGAGGACUCUGGCUUGCAUGAGACCCUGGCGCUGCUGACCUCUCAGCUCAGACCUGACUCCAACCACAAGGAGGAGAUGGGCUUCCUGAAGGACGUGUUCAGUGAAAAGAGCCUCAGUUACUUAAUGAAGAUUCACGAGAAGCUUCGCUGUUACGAGAGGCAAAGGCCAGCCCCGGUCCUGCACGGCGCCGUGGCCCUCGCCGAGGACGUGAUGGAGGAGCUGCAGGCCGCCUCCGUGCACAGCGACGAGAGGGAGCUGCUCCAGCUGCUGUCCACCCCCCACCUCAGGGCCAUGCUCAUGGUGCAUGACACGGUUGCUCAGAAGAAUUUCGACCCCGUUCUCCCACCUCUGCCUGACAACAUUGACGAGGACUUCGAGGAGGAAUCGGUGAAGAUUGUCCGCCUGGUGAAGAACAAGGAACCCCUGGGCGCCACCAUCCGCCGGGACGAGCACUCGGGGGCCGUGGUGGUGGCCAGGAUCAUGCGAGGGGGCGCUGCGGACCGGAGUGGCCUGGUCCACGUCGGGGACGAGCUCCGGGAGGUGAACGGGAUCACAGUCCUGCACAAGCGGCCCGACGAGAUCAGCCAGAUCCUGGCUCAGUCCCAGGGAUCCAUCACCCUGAAAAUCAUCCCGGCCACCCAGGAGGAGGACCGGCUAAAGGAGAGCAAGGCUUCCCCGUUGCGAACGGUCGUUGUCAUUUGGCUGUCCGUGUGGCGCGGAUGUCUGUGUCUCCGCGGUGAAGGGCCGCCUCAUGGAGCCCGUCCCCUGCAGGUGUUCAUGCGCGCCCUCUUCCACUACGACCCGCGGGAGGACCGGGCCAUCCCCUGCCAGGAGGCCGGCCUGCCCUUCCAGCGCAGGCAGGUCCUGGAGGUGGUGAGCCAGGACGACCCCACGUGGUGGCAGGCCAAGCGCGUGGGGGACACCAACCUUCGAGCCGGCCUGAUCCCCUCCAAGCAGUUCCAGGAAAGGCGCCUGAGCUACCGGAGAGCCACGGGCACCCUGCCGAGCCCUCAGAGCCUCAGGAAGCCCCCCUAUGAUCAGCCUUGUGACAAAGAGACCUGUGACUGCGAGGGGUACCUCAAGGGGCACUAUGUGGCUGGCCUUCGGAGGAGCUUCCGGCUGGGCCGCAGGGGGAGACCGGGAAGUCCGCAGGAAGGAAAGGUGUCUGCAGCCACGGAGCUUCCGGAGCUGCUGACCUAUGAGGAGGUGACCAGGUACCAGCACCAGCCCAGUAGGCGGCCCCGCCUGGUGGUGCUGAUCGGGUCCCUGGGAGCCCGGCUGCACGAGCUGAAGCAGAAGGUGGUGGCGGAGGACCCACAGCACUUUGGUGUUGCUGUUCCACAUACCACCAGACCCCGGAAGAGCCACGAGAAGGAGGGGGUGGAGUACCACUUUGUCUCUAAGCAAGCCUUCGAGGCCGGCGUACAUCACAACAGGUUCCUGGAGCACGGGGAAUAUAAGGAAAACCUCUACGGGACCAGCCUGGAUGCCAUUCACGCGGUGAUGGCCAAAAACAAAGUUUGUUUGGUGGAUGCAGAGCCAGACGCACUGAGACAGCUGAGGACCUCAGAGUUCAAGCCCUAUGUUGUCUUCGUAAAGCCUGCAAUCCAGGAAAAAAGGAAGAUGCCACCCAUGUCCCCGGCUUGUGAGGACAUAGCAGCCCCAUUUGAUGAGGAGCAGGGAGAGAUGUCCGCCUCCGCCGCCUUCAUAGACCAGCACUACGGGCACCUGGUGGACGCCGUGCUGGUGAGGGAGGAUCUGCAGAGCGCGUGCAGCCAGCUCAGAGCGCUCCUGGAGAGCCUGGGCAAGGACGCUCACUGGGUUCCCGUUCGCUGGGUCAGGUAACUGUGUCCUGGGACGUCCACCUUGGAGGGGGCCUGGAGGACCACCUCGUCCAGCCACGUGACCACCCAGGAAUCCCAGGUGUGGCAAGGGGCAGGUUUUUCCAUGAACUCUGUCAUCCAGAAGAGCAUCUGUGGGAAGUCCCAUGUAUUGGUGUUUAUCUGUUGUUUUCCACUGUACCCCUCUGGAGCAGAAAACAUGAGCGGAAAGGGGGCAUAUCACAAAAGGACACAUUUCCUUCAUUAAAGUGUCACCGGCAAGUUG
Molecule: messenger RNA, 2279 nt
Organism: Pipistrellus kuhlii (Kuhl's pipistrelle)
Lineage: Eukaryota; Metazoa; Chordata; Mammalia; Chiroptera; Vespertilionidae
Gene: MPP3
Product: MAGUK p55 scaffold protein 3
Exons: 19
Coding region: 159-2018 (619 amino acids)
Cellular component (GO): cell-cell junction; plasma membrane
Molecular function (GO): protein binding
Source: RefSeq, a predicted model, not a curated record